This is a messenger RNA of Copidosoma floridanum, 637 nucleotides long. Its product is annotated as ubiquitin-like FUBI-ribosomal protein eS30 fusion protein. Gene Ontology annotation, molecular function: structural constituent of ribosome. NCBI's taxonomy places the organism in Eukaryota, Metazoa, Arthropoda, Insecta, Hymenoptera, Encyrtidae. Gene Ontology annotation, cellular component: cytosolic small ribosomal subunit; ribosome. Gene Ontology annotation, biological process: translation. The record is from RefSeq and is a predicted model, not a curated record.
AGAGAGAGAACUUGGAGUCAACGUAACCUCAAUAUUGUCUUUCAUGUCGUGAAUCCACGAAAGAGGUAUAAAAACAGUCAAGAUGCAACUGUUCAUCAGAGGACAGGAGACGUUCGUCGUCAACUGCGAGGACAACGAUACCAUUGCCCAGAUUAAGGCUAAGCUCUUGGCUUCGGAAGAUAUCACGAAAGACUGCAUACUUUACUGCGCUGGUGCACCACUUAAUGAUGAUACAUGUGUGAAUGACUUGACGACAAAUACCAUUGAAGUUAAUGAAGGUCUGCUUGGAGGUAAAGUGCACGGUUCACUUGCUCGUGCCGGUAAAGUAAAGGGACAAACACCCAAGGUUGAGAAACAAGAAAAGAGCAAGAAAAAGACUGGACGUGCUAAGAGACGUAUCCAGUACAACCGCAGAUUUGUCAAUGUUGUACAGACAUACGGACGAAGACGUGGACCAAAUGCCAACCCCAACUCAUAAACAUUCUAUUUAUUUUUAAACACCGAAUGUUUGUUACUUUAAGAUUGCGCAUCGCGUAUUUGUAAUAUUAUUUGUAAACCGAAAGUAAUAAUACAAAUCACGUCAUGCAACACUUAUUUCACUAUUUUUUAAUAAAAAUUAAACAAUUCUCUCCAUAAA